UAAUAAUAAUAAUAAUAUCGAACCCUCGGGAGAAUAAGUGGGACGCCCUCGAAAGUUCGUGCCCGAUAUAAUUUCCGGAAUUCGAGAGAGGCGAGGCUGGGAAAAGAAGCAUCGACGACGACGGGAUCCCGUAUGGAGAGGACCAUCAAUAUUUUCCAAUCAGCAUUCGAUUGCACGGUACAUCCCUACCGCUAUUCGAACUCGCCUCGUGCUUCGGGGGCAGCCACGAAGGGUAUAAGGGGGUCGAAGCGUAGGCGUAUAUGGUGGUGGUAUGCGGCAUAGCCGGCAUAGCGCCGCGACGCCUCGACGCCAUAUUGCAUUAUUAAGCACCCCUACUAGUCUCUCGCCCCUGCAUUCCAGCAUUAUGAACGUUUUUAUCCCUAAAGGGCGUCGUUUUAUCUAUUACGAAAGCGAAACGAACGCUUCUAUAUUUAGGCUCGCCGGAUCGUUUCGUAACCGACGGUCCCUUCUUUAUCCUUCGUCCACUCACGUGUGUACACGAAAUAUUCAACGGAGGAAUUCAUUCGGCAGCCAGUGACACCUCGCAUGAUCGAUUUCGAUUAAACAUUUAGCUGUCUACAGUUCCUCGAAGCUAGUCCCUAGUUCCGCAUUCGCGACGUCAGAAAUCAUUAUUCGUCCUAUAUUAGAAUCAAACGCUACGUCAGUGGUCACAGACAAGUAGUGAACGCUAACACUGAUCAAUCACAAUUUCUUAUUCCUUCAGAUCUUUCCAGGGAAGGGUAAACAAGUUGGAUGAUAACAUCGGUGAACGUUAGACAUAUUAAUAGUACUGUAAAAACUGGUGUGUUCUGGUGUAUUCAGUGUUUAAAGAAUCUAAUUUCUUGAAGAUCGUUAACGCUUUUAUGGAUUUUGCAAAAAAGCGCGACUCAGCUUGGAAAAGUCAAGGAUUGUGUGUACCGCGCCGUUAAAGAAAGAGGGACGUUCUGUGUCUGACACCUUCUUAAUGAUGCCUACGCGCUCUUUCCCGACCGUAAUAAACCGCCGCGCGAUCCUAGAAGCUCGACUUCCAAUUUGUUCGAGUGGCCAAUCCUUCCAAGACGCUCGACGAUCUCGCCGCGAAUGAACGAAACGGGAGAACCCGUUUUCACAAGUUUCCCUCUCGGCUUGGAGAACAACUCCGUUCCAGCUCGCGGUCGUUCAUUGUAUGAAUACUUAUUUCCGAGUCGAUCAGCCUGCGGAAUGAGAUUCCCACUUACAGCGGAGUUUCGCCCCUUCUUCACCCUCUGACCUCCUACGAAUUUGACGAAUAAUUAAAAAAUGCGUUCCCAUUCGUUGGAUAUUAAUAUUUUAACAGAAAACUGCGUGCCCCUGGUAAAAGUAGUUAUAAUCAAUAAGUAUGACAGCAAAUCUGAUUAACUGUUGCAUCAAUCUUUAUCAUUCUAUAAUUCUAUUCGAUAGAAAAGUUAAAAAUUGCUUAUUAAUUUUUAGUAGUAGUGAAAAUUGUUAGGGAAUGACUAAGAUGAGCCUACCGCUUGAAUAGCAGUGUCUAUCUCAAUCGUCUCUCCCGGAUCCGUCCAGUACCCUCCCUUCGCCUUUUCGAAGAUCGUGGAAGAAGAUCCCGUCGAGAAGGACGCGAUUGCGCGUUAGAAAGCCCCGGAGGAAUCCUGGAUCCUCGAUAUAUCCGCGGUGGCGAGCUAGACUCGGGAUUGUUCUGUUGCGGCUCAUCCACCGUACACCAUUUCGUUUCCACCGUGACUAGCAACAGGUAGAACGACCCUUCCGCGUGGGAAAUUUCAAGUUUUCAAAGUUGUGGAUAACAAGUGACGCGAGAAUCCACUUUUAAAAUUCAUUUUACUCAGGGGGACCGAAUUUUUUAAACGAUGGUGUCGCUGUGAGAACGAUAUCCAGAUUUGCAAUUUAUUUGUCUUGCUUGUUUGGUGAAAAAGUAGUGAUUAAAAAAAAAGAUUAGUGAUCGUGGGAUUGGAUUUUUAAUCACCAUGGAUAUCCAAGAGUUUCGCGUGCGCGGUAAGGAAAUGGUCGAGUACAUUUGCGAAUUUAUGAGCAAUAUUCAGAAUCGGAGAGUGACGCCGGACGUCGGCCCCGGAUAUUUGAGACCCCUUUUGCCCUCGGAAGCGCCCCAUCAGCCUGAAGUAUGGGAGGAUAUUAUGAGGGAUGUCGAAACAAAGAUCAUGCCCGGAAUCACUCAUUGGCAGCAUCCACGUUUUCAUGCGUACUUCCCAGCCGGAAAUUCCUUCCCAUCCAUCCUCGGCGAUAUGUUGUCCGACGCGAUAGGCUGCAUCGGAUUUUCAUGGGCGGCCAGCCCGGCCUGCACGGAGCUCGAGACGAUAGUCUGCGAGUGGUUCGGCAAAGCCAUCGGUCUGCCGACAGACUUCCUUUACUUUAAUUCGGCCAGCAAAGGCGGAGGAGUAAUACAAGGCUCGGCUUCGGAGUGCAUUUUGGUCUGCAUGCUCGCGGCCAGGGCGCAGGCAAUCGCCAGGUUGAAGGAGUCGUCCGCUCACGCACAUUUAGACGAAACCGCUCUUUUAGGAAAAUUGAUGGCUUAUUGCAGUCGCGAGAGUCACAGCUGUGUCGAAAAGGAUGCGAUGAUUUGCUUCGUGAAACUCAGAAUCUUGGAGCCCGAUGAUAAAAGUGUCUUACGCGGCGAGACCCUGCGUCAAGCAAUCGAAGCCGACGUGGCCGAAGGGUACAUCCCGUUCUUCGUCUCCACCACUUUAGGCACCACCGCCUGCUGUUCCUUCGAUAAUCUCAAGGAAAUUGGUCCAGUUUGCAGAAAAUAUCCAGGCGUUUGGCUGCACGUCGACGCGGCGUACGCAGGGAACUCGUUCAUCUGUCCAGAGUUGAAGUACCUGAUGGCUGGGAUCGAGUACGCGGAUUCCUUUAACACCAAUACGAACAAAUUUCUAUUGACGAACUUCGACUGUUCCUGCCUUUGGGUUCGGGACAGAUUUAAGUUGACCAGCGCGCUCGUCGUCGAUCCUCUUUAUCUCCAGCACACUCACGCGGACACAGCCAUCGAUUACAGGCAUUGGAGCAUACCACUGAGCCGUCGCUUUCGCUCCUUGAAGCUCUGGUUCGUGAUGAGGAGCUACGGUAUAUCCGGUUUGCAGGCCUACAUUCGGAAUCAUAUCCAACUAGCAAAAAGAUUCGAGAUGCUAGUUAGGAAGGACGCGAGAUUCGAAGUUUGUAACGAAGUUGUGCUGGGCCUGGUGUGUUUCCGCGCGAAAGGCUCCGACAAACUGAACCAAAAGCUGCUGAGUACCAUCAACGACUCCGGGAAACUGCACAUGGUACCGGCGAGAGUGAAUCAACGGUUCACGAUUCGUUUCGCGCUUGCCGCACCGAAUGCCACUGCUUCUGACGUCGACAUAGCUUGGAGCAUUAUCACGGAUUACUUAGCUGAAUUACUCGAGUCUAAGGACGUUAUGGAUGAACUGGCAGAUAUUCGCGAGAAAAAAAGGAAAGCCACUCUGGAACAGAGAAGGUCCUUCUUCGUUCGCAUGGUGUCUGAUCCUGCAAUUCAGCCUGGAUUUACCAAAACUCCGAACAGGACUGGAGCGAAGCUGGACACUCAGGCGACGAUCGGUGGCAUUGGUUACAAUCCCCAAGUCGCGACGCGCUCGUGGAUAUCGUGGCCAUUGGCGUAUUUGAUGCAAGCGAAGGACGCUGCAGAUACCAGUGAACUUUCUCUCAGAUUCCGUCAUCUGGACACUAUGGUACGCCUGAAGGCAGGCGGUACCGGAAGUCGUCGCGGUAGCAGCAAUGGCUGCAGUCCAGAGCCAUCGCCGUCCGCUUCACCGUCUCGCGGUAGAUCGCCAAACGGUAGGACGUAAAAAGCCUCGUCCGCCAUUUUUCUGUCUAAAGUUUUUCCGGGUGCAUCCAGUAGGAAGGGAAUUUGAAAGUUGUAUGAAUCCCGUAUGGGUAACUGCCGACGAUUUGAAAAAGCAUAUUCCUUGAGUUUGUAAAAUUGCUCAGCAACGAAGUCGAUUAAUUUUCCUCCCGUCACUAUGAUAAAUGUCACAAUUUCUACUCACUGGCUUACGAUUAUAUAUAAAAUAAUAGAAAAUAAGCCAAUGAUUAAAAAUUGCUACGUGUGCAUAAAUUGGAUCAUUUACUAACAAUUUCAACAUUAAUUGCAAUAUACAUUCCAUUUCAUAAGUCUUGGAUCAUAUUAUAAAACAUUGAAAAAUAAUAUGGAAGAACAAGUGUGAUAC
This is a messenger RNA of Ceratina calcarata, 4193 nucleotides long. Its product is annotated as aromatic-L-amino-acid decarboxylase. Gene Ontology annotation, cellular component: cytoplasm. Gene Ontology annotation, biological process: amino acid metabolic process; carboxylic acid metabolic process. The transcript has 13 exons. Bases 1959 to 3812 code for a protein of 617 amino acids. The record is from RefSeq and is a predicted model, not a curated record. NCBI's taxonomy places the organism in Eukaryota, Metazoa, Arthropoda, Insecta, Hymenoptera, Apidae. Gene Ontology annotation, molecular function: carboxy-lyase activity; pyridoxal phosphate binding.